UUCAGAUAUUGAAGAAAAAGGGAAUUUCCCUUGCACCUGACACAAUAAAAUCAGACUACCUAAAUUGAUUACCAUUAAUAUGUUUGCUUUUAGCGAGUAACCGUUAGAACUUUCGGCAUCACCGUUGACAGGUAUAUUUCUCUCAAGGUGAAAUACUCAGAAAAACCAAAAUGCCUCGUAGCAAAAAGUAUAGCGGAGGAGCAAGACCCAAAGCCAAAAACAACACCCUUCCAUUUUUGUCAAACGAUUUUGACGACAACAGAGACACAGAAUCAGCAGAAUCUAAAUUUUGCUCAGAUAUCAAUGGAAGCAUACAAACGUAUGAAUCAGCUAUGAAUGAUUUCCGUAGGGUCUACUUGGAGUGGUCGAGAGAGAGACAGAACACAUUAUCAAAGCUAGAGGAACUAGUGGCUGAUGUACACAAAGAUCAGUUGGCCUUCAACAAAACAGGUUUAAUGUUUAAAGAAGCCAACAUGGCAUCCCGUGAAUUCAAAAAUACGAAUAAUCCCAACGUAGAUUUCUUUGCUUCUUUAGCUGUUUUCCUCACAGACGCUGUGGAUGGUGUGAAUUCAAUAGUGCAAGCCUGCAAUGUAGAUAAAUAUAUGGCAACAUUUGCAGAAAUAAUGGAAAAUGAUGCUGAAAUAACCAAACCCUUGCACAAAAUAAGAUCCAAAUGCUUUGCCCAGUACCAUAAUGUGGAGGAAAUAAUUCGUCGUUACCACUCCGAAACAUUCGACUCAACCGUUGGCAAAAUAUCACGGUCUUUAAAAACGGAAGAUAUGUGGUUAGUAGUAAAAAGCAACAGCAACAGUAUGACCCAAGUGAUUGAAGCAGUUGAUGGAUUUUUUCAGCAAGUGUCUAAAGUUGAAGUGUUUAAAGAAAUCAGCAAUUCCGUAGGGAGUUACAUUGAUAGCAAUCCAGCUGUACUUGAUGCUUGCGAAUCCGCUGGUAAAGCUUUGUAUGGUAUUUAUGAUACUUGGGGAAGAAGUCGUGAUCCAAAAGAUAAAAAUGCAAUGGCUUCAAGAAUCGACUCUGGUGUUAAUAGAGCCAUCAUGUUCAGAGAGCAGAGAGAGAUUAUGAGGCUUCAAGGCCUAACUCUAGAUGAAGACUCGUCCCAAGCCAAACUAGAAACAAAGAUUCGUGAAGCUAUAGAUGAUCUUGAAAAGGAAACUAGAGACAUGAGAACUCUGUAUGACAGCUCAAGAAAUGCAUUAAAUGCAAGUUUCCGUAAUGGUUCGAGCUACAGAGGAUAUAGCCAAUACAAUUUUUAAAAACAUGAGCUGUCUACAUUUUUAUUGUUCAUGUGAUUAAUAAAAUAAAAUGGAAGGGCUA
Molecule: messenger RNA, 1332 nt
Organism: Parasteatoda tepidariorum (common house spider)
Lineage: Eukaryota; Metazoa; Arthropoda; Arachnida; Araneae; Theridiidae
Source: RefSeq, a predicted model, not a curated record